UCCAUUCAACAGAUCAGUAAAGUCCCAGAGCGCAGGAUCUGUGCAGGACUAAUGUAACAGAUGUGAGACCCUUUAAAGAGUGACACAACUGAUUUAGCACACACAUAACCUCCUGUCGUUCCUUCUUUACGGACAUCAUUUUGAAAAAAUGGUAGUUAAAACGAGAAAACCAAACGCCAAGGAUCUAAACAGCGAGAAGGACAGGAGUCAAUCUGUGUCUGGCAAAAGCAGGCGUGGAAAAGAUGGAAGAGGCUCGGCUUUCCAGAGUAAAAACGGAGCGGUUACUGGGAUCAUAAGAAACAAACUGGGCUUGAGUUCAUCCGCCUUCACUAGAGGAAUAACGGUGCUGGUUCUCGCUUUCAUUGUUGGAUAUUUACACUGGUAUCAUCUCUCACAUCUAUUUGAAAAUGACAGACACUUCUCACACAUGUCAUCGCUGGAGAAGGAGAUGGCUUUUCGAACGGAGAUGGGACUUUAUUAUUCAUAUUUCAAAACCGUCAUCGAGGCUCCUUCUUUCGCGGAAGGUCUUAACAUGAUCAUGAACGACAGACUCACUGAAUAUCCACUGGUGAUAAACACUCUAAAGAGGUUCAACUUGUACCCUGAGGUGAUCUUGGCCAGCUGGUACCGAGCAUACACCAGCACAAUGAAUUUCUUUGGAGUCUCUACCAAGUUGUGUUGGACCAUAAACAGAGGGGAGGGUCAAGAACCUGUGGAGAGCUGUGAAGGUCUGGGAGAUCCUGCAUAUUUUUAUGUCACUUUUGUGUUCGUCUUAAAUGGGGCAAUGAUGAGCCUGUUCUUCAUUUAUGGGACAUAUUUGAGUGGCAGUCGACUGGGUGGCACCGUGACAGUUUUGUGUUUCUUUUUCAACCACGGAGAGAGCACACGAGUCAUGUGGACCCCUCCUCUCAGAGAGAGCUUCUCUUACCCAUUCCUGGUUCUGCAGAUGCUUCUGCUCACACACAUCCUGCGGACAAGGAACCCCUGCAGAAAUACUAUGAUGGCUUUGGGUAUCUCCAAUGUGUUCUUCAUGCUGCCCUGGCAGUUCGCACAGUUCGUUUUACUUACCCAGGUGGCUUCUCUUUUUGCUACAUAUAUACUGGGUUGUCUGAGCCCUGCGAAAAUGCAGUCCGUCUUGGUCACGCACAUGAUCUCUCUGGUCGUCUGUUUCCUUCUGAUGUUUGGGAACUCAAUGCUGCUGACGUCCUUCUAUGCCUCUUCACUAGUCUCCAUCUGGGGUAUUAUUGCUUUCCGGGAUUGUUUUGCGGCUGUAUUGAAACCUGGGCUUCUCACGUGGCUCAUGCAGUGCCUUGCGUGGGUGGUCUCCACUGUCAUCCUGAAGUUCAUGCUCUCAAGGAUUGUUGGAGCAUCAGAUGAUGCUCAUAUCAGCAGUCUGAUCAAAUCCAAGUUCACAAGCUACAAAGAUUUUGACACAAUGAUGUACACAUGCGCAGCCGAGUUUGACUUCCUCGAAGUGGAGACUCUUUACCGGUAUGUCAAAACCCUGCUGCUUCCAAUAAACCUGCUGAUUGUGGGUUUCAUUGCUGGAUGGAUGAUACGAGACGUUAUUGUGUUUCUCAGAAGCGAAAGGAUAGACAAGUCAGAAGAUGAAGAAACCGAGCAGGCCCACGUUUCGGCAAAGGGUGUGCUGGUGUAUCACAGUCUGCAGCUGUUGGCCUUUGCGGUGUUGGCUGUGCUCAUCAUGAGACUGAAGCUGUUUCUCACUCCUCACAUGUGUAUCGUGUCCUGUUUAAUCUGCUCAAGACAGUUGUUUGGCUGGAUUGGAGAGAAGCUUAAACUCCAAAUGGUAGUUGUUGCAAUAUUGUCCAUGAUGGCAAUUCAAGGAGUCACCAACCUACAGAGUCAAUGGGGCGUUAUAGGAGAAUUCAGUAACUUUCCACAAGAAGAGCUUCUGGAGUGGAUUAAGGACAACACGAGCCCUAAUGCUGUGUUUGCUGGUGCUAUGCCCACCAUGGCAAGUGUAAAACUAUCCACUGGCAGAGCCAUCGUGAAUCAUCCGCACUAUGAGGAUGCAGGAUUGAGAGAAAGAACAAAGAUGGUAUAUGCCAUGUACAGCCGAAAGCCACCUGAGGUAGUAAAGAGAAGCCUAAUAAAGCUGCAGGUGGAUUACUUCAUCCUGGAGGACUCAUGGUGCACCAGACGCACCAAGCCUGGUUGCAGUAUGCCUGAGAUCUGGGAUGUGGAGGACCCUCAAGAUGCUGGAAAAGUGCCACUUUGUACCUUGAUGUCUAAGGAUUCUCGUCCGCACUUCUCCACUGUCUUUCACAACAGUAUUUAUAAAGUCCUUUGGGUUCCCAAAACAGCAAAAGAUAUCAGAUAACAGCAGUUUAUUUACUCGGUUGAACCUGUUUUUGUGUCUUUGAUAUGGUGUAUAUACACAGCAGUGAUUAUUUUUGUAAAGGUCAGUCUUGUUUUUCUCGCGACCUGCUUGUGACACUUUAGAAUCCGUUUUAUUUUGAUAGGCUGUAACGGAUGUUUAAGUGUGGUGAUUCACAGCAGAUCGUCAGUCAGUAUUGAAUCACCAUUUUCCCCUAAACCGUCUGCUUACUGAAAUGUAUUUAUUUUAUUAGGAUGACUGUGAUCUUUGCCAUCCUGGGUGCUGCUGUUUUGUGUGGUCCAAACAUCUUUUAGAGGUGAAAAGAUUUCUGCGUUGUUUACCAUCAUCGUCUCACUUUUUGUGCAGAAUUUUUAUUUCAGCUUUUUUAGGCUCGACCUGCGGGUGGUUUUAAAUCCUUGGACCCCUUUUAUUGUAAAGUAAAAAAAAAUAAUUUUGGGCAGAUGCUGUCUUACCAAAGUGACCUACAAAAAAGUUGUAUCUAUGCUUUAAAGGGGUCAUAUUAAGAUUGGCCAGUUAACCAGUGCGUAGUGAUUGGUCGAAUACUGAAAGCGUGUGACGUAAAUGUAAGGCCUCUUACCAUAUUUGGAACAUCAGGAUCCAAAGCAUUUGUACUGACAGGUACGCCCACCUUACUUGAGUAAACAUUUGGGCGGUCUUAGUCAAAUCAUACCACGAACUGACCUGGAUUUGUGGGGGUGUGGUUACAUGAGGCGUUUCAGGCAGGUCUGGGGGAGCAUUCUCUUUUAGAUAGAAUGCAUCUUUUGUUUCCGACACUUUCAUUUUAAUACAUGCAUGGGCAACUCAUAACACACCAAAGACAGAAAAACACGUAUUCGCGCCAUAUGACCCCUUUAAACUUGAACCGUUUGUAGUGUUAUUUUUUAAAUCUACCAACUUCAGGGUUUAUCCGUAACUGCUUGUUACUUUGUGUAAAGAUUUUAUGUGCGGAAAUCAUGGUCAAUGUUUUGUAUUAUUGUAAGGUAUGGUUUUGUGAAAUAUUUUGUUUUAAAGAUAUUGUCAAAAAAUAAUUUUCCUUUGUAGCAGACCAAUACUGUACAACUCUUUCAUUCCAUAACAUUUCAAUGUCACUCCCUCCGGUAUUGAAGUUUAUAUUCCAGUGUUGAGUGUUUUUCUCAUUUCCUAGCUGUCAGUGCAAUGCAACAAGGAAACAGCAACAGGCAAUGAACUGAAUUGCGCAAUGUUUUUCUCAUGUCAUGGGUUUAGUGGUCUUAAUGAUACAGUCAGUAUUCACUGCCAUAGGUAUUCAUUUAUACUAUGUGUUCGGUUUUAAAUCUAAAGUGUCCUUUGCAUGUACAAUUAAAGGAAUCUUAAUGAAGUGUAGAGGUUUAGGAAUGUUCACUGUCUUCAGGGACUCAUUUCUCUUCUUGUCCUUUUUAUCUGUUUAUCUGAUAUGUUCAGCCUUUCCUUUUGUGAAUCUUUCCUCUGAAUAAACAUUUUUA
Messenger RNA from Triplophysa rosa, 3819 nucleotides. It is a transcript of the gene dpy19l1l, whose product is annotated as dpy-19-like 1, like (H. sapiens). Lineage: Eukaryota; Metazoa; Chordata; Actinopteri; Cypriniformes; Nemacheilidae. Gene Ontology annotation, molecular function: mannosyltransferase activity. The transcript has 22 exons. The record is from RefSeq and is a predicted model, not a curated record. Gene Ontology annotation, cellular component: nuclear inner membrane. The coding region runs from base 149 to 2341 and encodes 730 amino acids.